AUGGCGGACACGUUCUCUGCUUUUCACCGAGUUCUAUCCUUUGCAGGAAUAUCAAUCUUCAAAGAAACCAAUUGGAACUCAAAAUUCUGGUUCACCGUCCAAAUAUUCAACUUUAUCAUUGGACUACUUUGUUUCCUCUUCACCUCUGGUUUCGUAAUUAGCAGUUCCUCUGACCUUCUUCUUUUCAUUCAGGGCGCUUGUAUUUGGACCACCGGUGUCAUUAUGACAAUAACACUUGGAAUAUGCUUAGUUUUUCGCAUCCAAUUCAGAGACUUUCUUACCGAGAUGGCUUUUAGAGAUGCAGCAUUGGAUAUACCUAUCGUUGAUUACAUUUUUAAGGUCAAUAAUGGCAAGAAGAUGCUGCAGCUUAAGAAAUUGGUUGUAGAGUCGCAGAAAGAUUUGUUAAAUUAUACUAGUUUACUGUUGAAGAUAUAUGUAACGGGAGUGUGGCUUUGUGCCACAUUGUAUCUCUGUAGUCCAAUUUACAGUAUGCUUGUUAGUGAAGACAAAUCUUUGAGGCUGCUAGCAUUCGACAUGUGGUUUCCCUGGAGUUUGGCGGAUAUAAAAGUGUACACCUUGUCAUUUAUAUUCCACGCAUAUGCCGGUUACUUAUGUUGCAUAGCUUACCCCGGUCUUCAAUCAACGAUAAUUCUACUGGUCGGUCAAAUUAUUCGUCAAUUGAGGAUAUUAAAUUUCAUUCUACAACACUUGAACGAGCUGGUGCUAGAGGUUAACCAACAGAAAGAUGAAAAAUGGCAAAAAUCCUGCACUACGGUCCUGUCUCAGUGCGUUAAACAUUACGUAAAAAUUAAAAGAUUCAGCAAUCGCCUAAAUGUAAUAUGCCGCCCUUUCUAUUUGGCGUUGAUUCUUGUGGCCAUUAUCCUUGUUUGCAUGUGUUCGGUGAAGAUUGCUAUUUCUGAUAAGCUGAGUCCGGAUACGAUAAAGUAUUAUGUGCACGAAAUCUGUUUUAUCUUCGUCGUGUUAAUGUUUUGUUUAUUGGGACAGCAAGUCGAUGACGAAUGUGCAUCCCUAGAGCUUGCCGUCACCGAGAAAUGGUAUAUUUUCAAUCGCGCUCACAAGCAGAAUGUGCGAAUAUUCAAAAUGGCGCUCAGUCAAAGAAUGCCUAUUUACAUCUUCGGUACUAUUACCCUAUCACUGCCAACAUUUACUUGGUUCAUCAAAACUGGGAUGUCUUUCUUCACUUUGGUAAUGUCCGUUUUAGAAGAACAAUAAAUCUCAAAGACACUGAAACCGUUAAAAAUACAGAAGAAUCACUUUGGAAAAUUAAUAUAGUUUAAAUAUAAAUUAUCACAAAUAUAAUGUACACAUGUGAACAGUGAUUUUUUUAGUAAAAGUUUUCGUUUGAGUCCUAAUUAUUUGUAUUCGAAUAUUACUCAUCGGAGA
Messenger RNA from Bombyx mandarina (wild silkworm), 1404 nucleotides. It is a transcript of the gene Or49, whose product is annotated as olfactory receptor-like. Gene Ontology annotation, molecular function: odorant binding; olfactory receptor activity. The record is from RefSeq and is a predicted model, not a curated record. Gene Ontology annotation, cellular component: plasma membrane. NCBI's taxonomy places the organism in Eukaryota, Metazoa, Arthropoda, Insecta, Lepidoptera, Bombycidae. Gene Ontology annotation, biological process: sensory perception of smell; detection of chemical stimulus involved in sensory perception of smell.